This is a messenger RNA of Drosophila obscura, 928 nucleotides long. RefSeq lists its product as uncharacterized. The transcript has 3 exons. The record is from RefSeq and is a predicted model, not a curated record. Lineage: Eukaryota; Metazoa; Arthropoda; Insecta; Diptera; Drosophilidae. Bases 87 to 788 code for a protein of 233 amino acids.
UCCCCGACACUUGUUUCCUAUUUUUCUGUUACCCUGUUUUGAGUAUUUACAUAAAAUUGCCCGUACGACACGACACACACAUACUUAUGGCCAUGUCUAGCUUUGGACACAUUACAAAAUUGGUGGUCAACAUCGGCAAUGGCGAAACACGCAUCAGUUAUGGAGAUGCCUAUACGCGUGUGAUCUAUGCGAAUCCCUCGGGGCUUGCCUUUCCUGGGGGCAUGAUGGAUCCUACUCUAAUCAGCGAACCCUCCAGUCAAGACAAUCGAUAUCGCGCGGAGUCCUUUCUGCGACGACACUUCGCCCUGCUCUCUAAGCGGCUGCCCAAUUUAAUGGGUGUUAGUGCGCCCGACUCCAGUGAAAUAGAUGACUCAGAUGAUGAAGAUGAGGAAGAUGUCGUCUGGUAUACAUGGCACUUAGAAGAAGUUGAACAGAAGGAACCACAGCGGGUCGAGGUCAUUGAAUGGCAAGCCCCAGAGAAAGGCUCCUUAGAGAUCUUCAAUAGAUUUUGGCAUCUACAGAACUGCGUUUCCAGGACCAAAUCGGCGUCGCCCAGGUGCCAUUGUCUGAAAAUAAAGAAGACCAUGGACCACAUUAAAGAUCUCAUUGGCCCGGAACUGCAGGAGUACGAAUCAGUUGACGGUGAAGCCGGUGGUUCAUCGGAGGCUCACGACUUUGGUUCCAAAAUAAAGGAGGUGAACGACUUGCUCAAGCAACUGCACGAUCUCAUGGAGCUCCAGGCCCAAUGCAAUCGAAACCGUCAAACAAUUCAAACCCAUUCCAGAUAACAACAAAAACAACUGCCAUUUGGUGUGCUGACCCGAUGAUGUCUGCGUAAAUGUAUUUAGAUUAUUAAAACAUAGUAUUUGUCAUACAUAUACAUCCAUAUAGAUAUUCGAUAUACGAUAUUCGGGUAUUGGCCCGCUAA